AAAAAAGAACAAAAAUGGCCAGGAGGAGCGAUGGGGGCGUAAGAAAGUCUUGUGAAGAAAGCAAUCUGAGGACCAUGCAUCCGUGACUCUUGGAACCAGCCUGUGAGCCAGGGCGAUGGAAGUUCUGGAGGGCCGCCAGCGUACUGCUUCCGUGAGCAUUCCCAAUGGAUUUGCCAACAGGAUUUUCCAAGGGAGCAUGGAGGGAGGGAGCACUGAUGCCUUGGAGGCCUGUGGUGCUGAGCACUGCGCCUCCGGUGAUGCAAACCCCGGUGAGCAGGAGGAAACACACAGGUAUAAGAAAACAACCAAGGGCAGCCGGAUCUGGAAUUUCGUCAGACGAAGGAAAGGACUCUCUACGAAUAAAGACAGACCCCAGUCCAUGAUUCUGCUGGGAGUUGCCUCUGAGGUCUCAGAAUUAAAAAAGCCAUCCUUCAUGGACAGGGUACGCUCGUCAAAAAAGGGAAGAUCCUCCAGGACGCCCAAGAACGUGGAUUUGAGAGCACCCAGAGGGCAGGAUGUGUGUGACCCUGAGGAGGAGCUUCACUGCAGUGGGCAGAGAGCUGUCUACAGGGUGAAGAAGCUGGGGGACGGCCGGAGACCCUCCCGCCACUCCUACGCCGGCUACAUCGAGGACUUGGACUCUUCUUUUGAGGACAUAGAGCUGAACAUCAGCAUUCCUGAACUCGAUGCCACUGAAAGUAAAUGUCUCAGGGAUAUCAGUGGCAGAUUACACGGUGAGGAUAAUGAUGGACCAGCCAGGAAGAGCGAGUCUUUGAAUUUUGAGCACGUUAAGAGUCCUGCAAUUACAGAAGGGGACAAUCAAAAGAGGUGUGCUGUGCUCCCACAGGAGAGCAGGAGAGGAAGGAGCUCUGAUGUCUGGAGCUAUCUGAAAGGAAUUUCAUUAGCUAGCAAAGAUAAUUCAAAGCUCCCAGAUCAAAGGGCUGAAACCAAUUUCCAGAGUGUAGAAAAUACAACGGAUCAUUCCGCUUCUUACUUGGACUUUGAUACGAGAUGUGAGGAGAAUCUCAGCCAGCGAAAAAAACCAAACGGUGCCGCCAAAGCCACUCACUUUGGGGGCGUAGUGAGGUUCCUGAGCAGCGUGGCCGAGGCGGCUCGGCGGCUGCGGGGCUCCUCGAGGGCGUUCUCCCCCGACGAGAAGAGGCCUCAGCGCAGUUUCCGGGGCCGCAGGCAGGAUGUUGCCUCCCCCAAGGAGGGUUUGGUCAUCGAGAACGAGAGCGCCAAGGCCUUUUGCACGGUGGGAGCCUGUCUGCAGUCCCCGGAUUCCGGCACCUGGGAGAACCUGAGCUUUGAGAGUUUAGCGGGGAAGGAGAACUGCAGAACCGCGGAUGGGCUGAAAGGCCUUGGUUCCUCUGGUCUGGACAGUGGGAAUGACAGGCUGAAUGCAACCCCGUGUGCUCCCUCUGGGCCAGAACCACUCGUGUCCCAGCUGGCAGAGCUGGCAGAUGGAUCUUUCAUUGAGCUGAACAGCAAGGAUCCCUCUGAGGAUCUGCUUGAACUUCCACAGGCGACUCUGGCUGAACCAAUUCAGGACUUGGGCACGACUCCAGAGAAGACCCAGGUCAUGGCCGGGGACCUGCUGCCUUCCCAUGAUCUUCCUGUGAAUAGCUGGGAUUCUGGGGGCCUGGGCUGUUCUCCAGCUGUCAGUGGGGACUUUUCUGCAGAAACUGAAGUGCAGACCCACCUCCCACUGGCAUCGCCAGCUAAACUUGAUUCUGGGGACGUGGCUUGUGCCCCAGUGGUUGCUAAAGACAUGGAUCCAUCUCCAGCAGUUGCUCAGGAGCUUUCAGAGACAGAACUGGAUAAUCAGGACUUGAGAAAUCCUGAGCUGCCUUUGCAAAACUUGUCUGGAGGUGAGCUGGAGUUUCAAGACACUGGCAGUGCCCUGGAGAGGGUCGUGGGCAGGGACCUGCCACCUUCCCUUGAUCUUCCCGUCAAUGAUCUGGAUGCUGCAGAUCUGGGCUGUUCUCCAGCUGCUGAUGGUGCCUUUCCUGCAGCCACUGAGGCUCAGACCCACCUCCCACAGACAUCACCGACUGAACUUGAUACCGAGGACGUGGCUUGUGCCCCAGUGGUUGCUAAAGACAUGGAUCCAUCUCCAGCUGUGGCUCAGGAAAUUUCAAGGACAGAACUGGAUAAUCAGGGCUUGAGAAAUCCUGAGCUGCCUUUGCAAGACUUGUCGGGAGGUGAGCUGGGGAUUCAGGACUCAGGCAGUUCUCCAGAGACAUCACAGGUUGUGGGCAGGGAUGUGCCACCUUCUCCUCAUCUUCCUGGGAAUGAGCUGGGUGCUGUGGACUUGGACCAUUCCCCAGCUGCCAAUGGUGACUUCUCUGCAGCACCUGAGGCUCUGAUCCACCUUCCCCAGGCAGCUCUGAGUGAGGAGGUCCAGGACACUGUCAGUGGUCUGGAGAAGAGUCAGGUCAUGGGCAGGGCCCUGCCACCUUCUCCUGACAUUCCCGAGAACAUUCUGGAUGCUGCGGACAUGGGAUGUUCCGCAGUUGCCGACGUGGACUUUUCCAUAGUGACUUUUUUAAAGUGUUCCACAGUGAAAAGGCAGAGUUUGAAAGAGCCUGGUGGCCGCAAUAAAAAGCGGGGAACCGCUUCAUUUGUGGAACAAAACUCUGUGGAGGUCAUGGACAGAGUGGAAGAGUUUGAGUGCAGACCCUUCCAAGUGCACGUCUCAAGGAUCGUCUCUUCCGGACGCCUCAAAAAUGGAAAGGUAGGAGCAACUUUGUAA
Messenger RNA from Ficedula albicollis (Collared flycatcher), 2755 nucleotides. RefSeq lists its product as uncharacterized. The coding region runs from base 116 to 2755 and encodes 879 amino acids. NCBI's taxonomy places the organism in Eukaryota, Metazoa, Chordata, Aves, Passeriformes, Muscicapidae. The record is from RefSeq and is a predicted model, not a curated record. The transcript has 2 exons.